AUGUCACUUGGCCCAAUUGAAACGAAUCACGGGAUUUCCCCCGAACUUCUUCCGCACGGCCACCCGCUAGUCCUGAAGUGGACUAUGGAGUGCCAAAUGAAGCUAGCGUGUGCGGACAAAUUGCCGACUCCUGAUUUGCUCCAGACUUCGGCAAUGGAUUUUCUUACAGCAUCCGAUGUGCUUGGGCUUAUUAUUCUCAGAAGAAUUGCUUGGUGGUCUCCAAAUUUGUCAAAUGGUCAGAAUGAAGCUGCUGCGGCUCCCAAUGAGAGUGGGAGUGAAGAACAGAAGUUGCCCCCUCUUUCUCUGAAAGACUUUGGCGUCUAUAAUCGUAUGGCGGCACAGAUGGAUGGAUUUCACAACCAUUUUCGCCUGUCUUGGAAGGAUCUCCAGAACGCAUGCGAAACCAAUGGAAAGCGGUCCAGCGGAUUAAAGCCCAAACAACUGAUACUCACUGGACUGCGUUUCUGCUCUCAGCUUGACUUCCACCACAGUAUUGAAGAAGAGCAUAUAUUUCCUGUGCUAGCUCGAAAGAUGCCAGAGUUCCGACAGAAGAAGACUCUAUUGGCACAACAUAAGAAAAUACAUCGUGGACUGGACGAACUUGAACAGUACUUAGAGAAAUGCCGCUCCGGCGAGGAAGACCUUGAACUGACAGAGAUGAAACGACUAAUGGACGCGUUUGGGGAAGUAUUGUGGACGCAUCUGGAUGAAGAGGUUCGGACUCUUGGUGCGGAGAAUAUGCGAAAGUACUGGACGUUGGAGGAGAUGCGCACACUUCCUAUGUGA
Messenger RNA from Aspergillus oryzae RIB40, 786 nucleotides. RefSeq names its product hemerythrin domain-containing protein. The transcript has 4 exons. NCBI's taxonomy places the organism in Eukaryota, Fungi, Ascomycota, Eurotiomycetes, Eurotiales, Aspergillaceae. The record is from RefSeq and is a predicted model, not a curated record. Bases 1 to 786 code for a protein of 261 amino acids.